Anguilla rostrata (American eel) is the source of this 1254-nucleotide messenger RNA. RefSeq names its product T-cell surface glycoprotein CD3 delta chain-like. The transcript is spliced from 7 exons. The record is from RefSeq and is a predicted model, not a curated record. Gene Ontology annotation, cellular component: external side of plasma membrane; alpha-beta T cell receptor complex. Bases 197 to 730 code for a protein of 177 amino acids. Gene Ontology annotation, molecular function: transmembrane signaling receptor activity. Lineage: Eukaryota; Metazoa; Chordata; Actinopteri; Anguilliformes; Anguillidae. Gene Ontology annotation, biological process: positive thymic T cell selection; cell surface receptor signaling pathway.
CCCUUGAAUUCAGCCAAUCGUACGCGCUUCCCCUGCCGGGACAGAGAGAUGGAAGGGUGCGGUGACAGACUGUGAGAGAGGCGGACAGAAGAGAAGCAGUCUCCUUGACUUUCUGAGAAAGCUCGGAGAGCUCAGCCAAGUGGUGACUCCACAGAUUCUGUAACGGAUCUCUGCAAGUGGGAAGCGAGAAGAUAAAAUGGAGGGGAAAAGGAUUGUCCAUUUAGUGUAUGUGAUGGUUAUGUUGACUUUAGCUGCUUCUGCAGAUGAAAAAGGCAAUUCACAGAUCACAACCGAUGAUGCUGGAGAAGGUGUCAAACUCACCUGUAAAAACGCAAAGAAAUGGAUUAUAGGUAGAAAAGAGAUUUUGAACCAAACAGAAAUAGUACUCGAGUACAAGGAUGACAGUUCGGGCGAAUACACAUGCCAGACUGAUGAUGACAAUGUGAAGAUCUUGGUAAAAUUUCGAACCUGUGACAACUGUGUGGACUUGGAUGUUGGGACCGUGGCUGGGAUCGUCGUGGGAGAGGUCAUUGCCACGGCUUUAAUCGGAGUGGCCGUCUACCUCCUUGCCUCCCAGCCCCAGGGAAAGGUCUACCGUCAGGCCAACAAAGCGUCGGACCGACAGAACCUUAUUCAGAACCAGCAGAAUGACUCCACUUACCAGCCCCUCUCCCACGGCAAUGCCUCCGAGUACAGCCAGCUGGAGCCAAGGCGUGGGAGGAAGCAUUGACCGCGCCCGCGCAAAAACACCCUGCGGUCAGCUCAAGGUGGCCGACCCCCAGACCUGAUGACGACCGUAACCACAAGGCCCUGUGUUUACGCUCAUAGCAUCAUGCACAUCAUGUGAUCCUCACCGACCAAUAGCCUGACAGGUCACCUAUAUAAAUAUACACAGCAUGUUCAUUUUCAAUUUAAUCGUCCAUAGCCAGUACCCUGACAGGCCAUCUGUAUAAAUGUACAAAAUAAGUUUAUGUUUGUGUUUAAUGAACCCCUCCCCAGCCAGUGGCCCGGUAGGUGUCCUAUUUGAAUACACACAGUAUGUUUAUAUUUUACGUAACCUGGAUUUCUCUUCAUUCAGAACCUACGAAAUCACCAUGAUAUUGACAUGUCCUAUGUUUAUUAUCACCUAUAUUGUUGCAUUGUUUUGUAUUGUUUUGUCUGUUUUGUUGCUUUGCUUUGACCUUGAUCCCUUGUGAGCAAUGGGAAACAAAUGUUUGAGGGUAAAAGGAAAAUCAAAUUCUAUAUAUAUAUAUA